AUAUAUUAACUUAUUGGAGUUUUUUUUUUAAAUGACAAUGGCAAGAGUUCAAUGGAACAGAUUCAUCUUUCACCAACAAAGCAAUGAGUGAUUAACAAGAAAAGUUUGUUCGGUCAAAGAAGAUGACAAGCGUUUGUUUAAAUCUAAGCGAAAGCUUGAAUACUGCUGAUAGAAAUGGAAAUCCUGAAGAAGAUGUUACUGAAAUCAACCAAAGAGAAAAUAUAUUUUUGGAACCACAUAAAAAGGCUACAAAAACUCCACUGAAGCAACAAUUGUCUACCUCGCAUUCAGUAUUGGGAGCAAUUAAACCAGACUUGGGAGCCAUGACGACACCAACAAAGCUUCAGGAAUCACCUGUUGGAGAGCCAUGGACACCUACCGCUAAUUUGAAAAUGUUAAUCAGUGCAGCUAGUCCAGAAAUUAGGAGCAGAGAAAAGAAGAAACAGGAGCUAUUUGUGGAUGAUGAUCUUACUUCAGAGACUAAUGAGAAUUUACAGGACCAAUUAUCUGGGGAAGAAUUUGAGAAAUUUCAUCCAAGUCGCAAAGAAAAAAGCCUGGGUUUGUUGUGCUAUAGAUUCCUGGCACGAUACCCUGAUUAUCCCAAUCCUGCACUGAACAACGAUAUAUGCUUGGAUGAAGUAGCAGCAGAAUUGAAUGUUGAACGUAGGCGUAUCUAUGAUAUUGUGAAUGUUCUAGAAAGCUUGCAUAUGGUCAGCCGCCUUGCUAAGAAUCGGUACCUGUGGCAUGGUCGCCACAAUCUUGCACACACACUGGGAACAUUGAAGAAUGUUGGUGAAGAUCAAAAAUAUGCAGAACAGAUGUUGCAUAUUAAGAAGAAAGGAUUUGAAUUACAUGAAAACUAUAUAAAAGAGCCACUACGUGAGCAAAAUUCAACCAAUGUCAGUGAGGUGAAAUCUAAAGAAAUGUAUUUUGUGGAACUUCCUGGAAUGGAAUUUAGAGCAG
Molecule: messenger RNA, 963 nt
Organism: Rhincodon typus (whale shark)
Lineage: Eukaryota; Metazoa; Chordata; Chondrichthyes; Orectolobiformes; Rhincodontidae
Product: transcription factor E2F8-like
Exons: 5
Biological process (GO): regulation of transcription by RNA polymerase II
Cellular component (GO): RNA polymerase II transcription regulator complex
Molecular function (GO): DNA-binding transcription factor activity, RNA polymerase II-specific; RNA polymerase II cis-regulatory region sequence-specific DNA binding
Source: RefSeq, a predicted model, not a curated record